UCCGCUGGUCUCGGUGGCGGGCCCCUCACCUCCGCCAGUCGCUGCUGCCGCCCCCGCUGGGAAGGUACUGCAGCUGUCGCCUCUGCUCGGCCGACUCGAAGGCUGAGAAAUUAACUUAGAGGUGCUACAGACUGCAUUUAAAACGAAAAAACAUGCACACGGAAGUUGAGAACCGGGAUUUAUUUUGAAGUAUGCUUUCUCAGUAUUAAGGACAGUGCUGCUGUACAUCAUUUCUAUUAUAAGAAUUAACUUAUCCUUGCCAGCACGUUUCUGGAUAUUCUGUUGAACCUUCCUAAGAAUUCAGAGAAACUGCCAGGUGACCACUGAAAGAAAGAUCUAGUCUUAAGGCUUACGCAUAUUCCAUCUACCACGUCAGAAUAAUGUCCUACGUUUUUGUAAAUGAUUCUUCUCAGACUAAUGUGCCCCUGCUACAAGCCUGUAUUGAUGGAGACUUUAACUAUUCCAAGCGGCUUUUGGAAAGUGGCUUUGACCCAAACAUUCGUGACAGCAGGGGCAGAACAGGCCUUCACCUCGCAGCAGCCCGAGGGAAUGUAGACAUCUGCCAGUUGUUGCAUAAAUUUGGUGCUGAUCUUCUGGCCACAGAUUAUCAAGGAAACACAGCUCUUCAUCUCUGUGGCCAUGUGGAUACUAUUCAAUUCUUAGUUUCCAAUGGACUCAAAAUUGAUAUUUGCAAUCAUCAAGGUGCUACACCAUUAGUUCUGGCGAAGCGCAGGGGAGUGAAUAAAGAUGUCAUCCGAUUGCUGGAAUCUUUGGAAGAACAGGAGGUAAAAGGAUUUAACAGAGGAACCCACUCAAAACUGGAGACCAUGCAGACAGCUGAGAGUGAAAGUGCCAUGGAAAGCCAUUCUCUCCUCAAUCCCAACCUACAGCAAGGUGAAGGAGUCCUCUCCAGCUUCCGAACCACAUGGCAGGAGUUUGUAGAGGAUCUGGGCUUCUGGAGGGUGUUGCUCUUGAUUUUUGUCAUUGCUUUACUGUCUCUUGGCAUUGCCUACUAUGUCAGUGGGGUGCUACCCUUUGUGGAGAACCAGCCUGAACUGGUGCAUUAAAGGAGCUCAUAGAUGAGGCAAAUGCUGAUUUCCUGGCUUCCAGUAUUCUCGGUUUCUCAAAAAUUUUCUCUUAGUGCAAGGCAGUGAGGGCUGUACAUUUUUUCUUUUUGCGUUUUUACAUAUUGUAAUCCUUUUAGAAGAACAACAUGUUCAUUUGAACUAACUACAUACUGUAGUCAAGUAUACUUCAUCCUAAAGCUACCUCUGACUCAACCUGACUUCUUAGGAAAACCUACACAUAGCCUUGUUGAUGAAAACAUGGAAAUAGCUAAAGAAUGAAAGAUGAAGGAAGAGACUAGGAAGUUCUUACCCUGUAGAACCUUACCCUAGUACAGGACCAACUGAAGUAAAGUGUUCAAAAAGAAAAAUAGUUUCUUAUAUGAUUAGUUUUAGUUGGUAGUUUUGUUUUUGGGGUUUUUUUUUGGCGAGAUCCCCUUUUCUCUUUUUGUUUACAUUCUCUGGGGAUAGGGAAGAGAAUGAAACAUUCAGCCUGAAACUUGAAGUGCUUUUUUCAAAUCCUGGAUAGCAAAUCAGCAUUGUUGGGAUCUGUUUGGUUCAUGUUAAUAUUUUCACGUCUAGUGACAAACAGAACUUUUGAAAAUGAGCUAUAUUCUCUUCAAAACUGAUUGAUCUUGUAUUUAUUUGUUUUUAGGAUAAUUUUUAAUUCUUUUUUGUCACCUGCUUUGCUUGUUGUUAAUAUCUGAAAAAUGAACUCGAGGAAUUCAUUUUGUUCACUUUUCAAUUUCCCCUGGCGUUUAUUUCAGAGAAUCCUAUUCAUCAAAAAUAGCCAGAAAACUCUUUUUCUACUCAAUAGUUAGCAGGGAAAAAUAAUUCUGAUAUUUGACUGUCACUAUUAAUUCUGUAGCACUAUUAUUAUGAUGAAAAAUUCAGUUGAAUAAGCUAGGUGUGUUGUCACAAUUGUAUCAUAGUUCUUAAUUAUUUCAUUUUGUGUGCAGUCCUGUUUAGAGGCCCUGUUAGAAUUGUCAUGACAGCCCCAUCCAUGUCAGUAAUUCUCUGAUGGCAAGAAUGGAUGGAACAUGUCUGAGUUAACAGGGCUGAACACUAUUGUACUUGGUGUCAUAAAAUCUUUAUGAAUGGUAAUAAUAUGUAAAUUGAAAUCUGGCCCCAAACUGUAUUGCAACUUUCAGCAGUAUGUUUGAAGGCCUCUUUUGUUAAUGAUUCUGUUACGUAUAAAUCAUAUUCUCAGAUUAUUAAUGAAUAUGAAGACGAUAAUUAUUCAUUGGGUACUGUCAGAAAAUCAUAGUGAAAGAACUAAUGGUUUUGUUUUUUAGAACAAAGGCAUCUAAGCUACUACUAGUUGAAUUGUUGCUAGAAUUAGAAAUUAUAGUUUAGAAUAGAAUUAGUAUUUCUGUGAUUCUUUUUGUUUCUUGAUAUUUUCUCUUUUGUAUUUAUAUAUCUAGGAUUGAGGACUUUUCUUUCACGUGGCUUUAUCCUCUCUUAAAGAGCUGUUUUAACAUUUCUGGUUUACCUGGCUGCUUCAUUAUCAGUUCACAGAAUCUUGCUUGUAGGUUAGAUACAAACAAAAUAAAUCAUACUUGGUGUAAAUACAGCAAAAGACAGCAGACUAUAGAAUGGAGAACACUAGAAAUCAAAGUAUAUUCAGAAUGAAAGAUUUGGAAUUAGCUUUACAUCUGUUUGUGAAUCUUAACAGAUAUGCAAAAUUGGUUAACUUAUAUGUAAAUAUAUUGCAUUUUUUAAGAUUGUUUCCUUUUAAGUGCUGAUUUCUUUGUAUUCUAUUCUCUACUUUCAGUAUACAGUAAUACUGCCAAUAAAUGUGUUUAUAAUCUCUUAA
Equus quagga is the source of this 2880-nucleotide messenger RNA. RefSeq names its product ankyrin repeat domain 46 (gene ANKRD46). Bases 381 to 1067 code for a protein of 228 amino acids. Gene Ontology annotation, molecular function: protein binding. The record is from RefSeq and is a predicted model, not a curated record. Lineage: Eukaryota; Metazoa; Chordata; Mammalia; Perissodactyla; Equidae. The transcript has 6 exons.